AGAAAGAGAAAUGGGUUUGUGAAUUUAUGAACUGUGAAUUUGAGGGAGGGACAGAAAAGGGGUCGUGGGGACAGCAACGCGGAGUGAGAGGAAGUUGGGGAAAGUGUUAUAAAUAUACAUAUGUAUGUGGAUUGGAUUGGAGCUGUAUGAGAGAGGAGGCAGAAAGAUCUCACAGUGUUUCUCUAUAUCCAUUUGCUGAAGAUUGUAAAGAGACUGCCCUGAGAGAUAUCUAAUAAUUUUCUGGGGAAAAUGAAGCACAAGGAUGGAAAACCUGGUUCUCAGCAGGAUAAAAAUUCUCGGGCUGUCCCAAUGACGAUCAUGUUUUUUGUGCUGUGUGGCUUUUCCUUUUAUCUUGGUGGACUCUUCUGUUCUGAGAAGCACAGAUUUGACAACAAUGAUGCUAAGGAUGUCGCAAAGGCGGUCCAAUCUUCCACGGAAGUUGGAGUUGGCUCUCUUCAAAUGAAGUCCGUUAACUUUCCUGAAUGCAGCAUUGACUAUCAAGAUUACACUCCGUGCACAAACCCAAAGAUAUGGAAGAAGUAUGGUACUCAUCGGCUUACUUUUAUGGAACGCCAUUGCCCUCCGGUAUUUGAGAGGAAGGAAUGCUUAAUUCCACCCCCAGAUGGGUAUAAGGUACCAAUCACAUGGCCAAAGAGUCGGGAUGAAUGCUGGUACCGGAAUGUGCCUUAUAACUGGAUUAACAAGCAGAAAUCUAAUCAGAACUGGUUGAGGAAGGAAGGAGAGAAAUUCAUCUUUCCUGGUGGGGGUACUAUGUUCCCGAGAGGUGUUAGUGAGUAUGUUGAUUUGAUGCAAGAUCUUAUUCCAGGAAUGAAAGAUGGGACUGUUCGAACUGCCAUUGAUACUGGGUGCGGGGUUGCAAGUUGGGGAGGUGAUUUGUUGGAUCGUGGGAUUUUAACUGUUUCUCUCGCUCCAAGGGAUAAUCAUGAAGCUCAAGUCCAGUUCGCUUUGGAACGUGGAAUUCCAGCUAUCCUCGGCAUCAUUUCUACCCAAAGGCUUCCAUUCCCCUCAAAGUCAUUUGAUAUGGCUCACUGCUCAAGAUGCCUCAUUCCAUGGACAGAAUUUGGUGGAAUUUACCUCCUAGAAAUUCAUCGCAUACUCCGUCCUGGAGGCUUCUGGGUGCUGUCUGGUCCUCCUGUCAACUAUGAACACCGCUGGCGUGGGUGGAAUACAACUAUAGAGGAGCAAAAAUCAGAUUAUGAUAAGUUGCAGAAACUGCUAACUUCAAUGUGCUUCAAGUUGUACAAACAAAAGGAUGACAUUGCUGUUUGGCAGAAAUCUGCAAAUAACAAUUGUUAUGAAAAGCUUGCUAAACCUGAUGUUUAUCCGCCAAAAUGUGAUGACAGCUUUGAACCAGACUCAGCAUGGUACACUCCGCUUCGCUCUUGUGUUGUUGUUCCAAACCCAAAGUAUAAGAAAUCAGCUUUGGCAUCGCUCCCUAAAUGGCCAGAGCGGUUACAUGUUGCACCGGAACGCAUUUCAGGUGUUCAUGGAGGCAGUGCUAGUGUGUUCAAGCAUGAUGACAGUAAGUGGAAGGUGCGUGCAAAGCACUACAAAAAGUUGGUCCCAGCAAUUGGGACUGACAAGAUUAGGAAUGUCAUGGACAUGAAUACAGUUUUUGGAGGUUUUGCUGCAGCUUUGAUUGAUGAUCCUGUGUGGGUCAUGAAUGUGGUCUCUUCCUAUGGUGCCAAUACGCUUGCUGUUGUCUAUGAUCGCGGCCUUAUUGGAACCUACCAUGAUUGGUGUGAGGCUUUCUCUACUUAUCCUCGAACUUAUGAUCUCCUUCAUCUGGAUGGACUCUUCACAGCAGAAAGUCACAGAUGUGAUAUGAAAUAUGUUCUCUUGGAGAUGGACCGGAUUCUGCGUCCAAAUGGGUAUGCAAUCAUUCGGGAAUCCAGAUACUUUGUGGAUGCUGUUGCUGCAAUUGCCAAGGGAAUGAGGUGGAGUUGUCGAAAAGAAGACACCGAGUAUGAUGUUGAAAACGAGAAGAUGCUGAUCUGCCAGAAAAAACUCUGGUAUUCUUCUAAUAAAAGUUCAUGAUCACUCCAUGAUCAGAAUACAUAGAAGAAACUCAAGCCAUGCUGAUUAUUUCUCUUGGAGGGUUGAAUAGUAUUUAUUUCAUGGUUAGAAGUGAAGAGAAGCCACUUCAAUACCACUCAUAGAAGAGAUUAGUUCAAUUGUAUAACAAGCAAGCAAAGGAUUCUUAAAAUCAAAAUAGUCAAAUUGAAGACUUUCAGGUACUCAAUAAUGUGAUUUUGUUAAUUUAUAGGGCUUUUACCAUAUAGAUAUAUUCUUUAUAAGUAUCAAAUGUGUACUUGGUAUAAUCUUUUUUUUUUUUUUUCUCUUCUUUGUAUCAUUUUCUUUUCAACAAUCAAUUGUUUUCUCUUUAUUUUAAGAAUGAUGAUGUAAUGAUGUGAAAAAAGAAAGUUGAAAAUAUUCCAUGGGUGAUGGAAAUUCACAUCCUCAAGGUUUGUGAUUCUUCUGUUCGAAUGAAGUUUUGCUUCUUAUCGAACUGUAUUUAGUUGUGUGCCUGCUACGAUCCUAUUGUUUAUGAACUCUAUACCAUAUUUCUGAAUGAAUUUAAACUCUACUGUUUUAACA
Messenger RNA from Ziziphus jujuba (common jujube), 2619 nucleotides. RefSeq names its product probable methyltransferase PMT21. Gene Ontology annotation, cellular component: endosome; trans-Golgi network; cytoplasm. The transcript is spliced from 9 exons. The record is from RefSeq and is a predicted model, not a curated record. Bases 250 to 2058 code for a protein of 602 amino acids. Gene Ontology annotation, molecular function: methyltransferase activity. Lineage: Eukaryota; Viridiplantae; Streptophyta; Magnoliopsida; Rosales; Rhamnaceae.